Messenger RNA from Paramuricea clavata, 886 nucleotides. The record is from the annotation of a GenBank genome assembly. NCBI's taxonomy places the organism in Eukaryota, Metazoa, Cnidaria, Anthozoa, Malacalcyonacea, Plexauridae.
AUGUGGUUAAAAAGCCUUGAUGAAGGUGCUAAAUCAGUUAGAGUAAUCUCAUUUGACUUUAGUAAAGCAUUUGAUAGUGUCCCACACGAUAUAUUGUUUAAUAAAAUCAAGAAAAUACCCAUUAAUCCAUAUAUCAUAAACUGGAUGAUCGACUUUUUGAACAACCGCAGACAGAGAGUGAAAGUUGAUGAUGUCACAACUGAAUUUCUAGACAUUAAUCGUGGCGUACCCCAGGGUACUGUACUUGGGCCUAUAAUGUUUACUAUAAUGGUCAAUGAUAUCAAGGCGGUGAGUCUCUCCAAUGAUUUAUCCAAAUUUGCUGAUGAUAUUGCAAUAAUAGCACCAGUUUAUGAUUACGAAGAUUCAGCUGGGGAUGAAGUAGAAAACAUGAAGCUAUGGUCAAACGAGAAUAGAAUGUCUUUAAACAUGGAGAAAACCUAUGAAAUGAUAGUUCGCGGAAAAGUGUUUACUCCCCUUCCGGAUCACAUCCCAUCCAUAAAACGGAAAGAAUGGCUCAAAUUAUUGGGUGUCACGAUGGAAGACAUACCUGGUAAAUGGGAUAAACAUUUCGAAGAGAUGAUGAAAAAAGCUAGUAGAAGAAUGUAUAUUCUAAGGGUUUGUAAACACUACGGGCUCUCUACACAUCAAUUGGAUCUUCUCUUCAAUAGUAUUAUAGUCUCUCUUUUCACCUUUGCAAUCGAAGUUUGGGGUGGAGCAUCGUACAACAAAUACGUAAGUCAAAUUGAUAUGUUUGUCAAUCGUGCCUAUAGAAAUGGUUAUACAAGCAACAUAUCAGAUUUUAAAGCAACAAUAUCGAACAGAGACAAGAAAUUAUGGUCAAGAAUUAUAAAUGAUGAUAAGAAUGCCUUAUGCAAUCUUUUACCUA